UCUUGUUGCUUACGCUGAGGCUGAGCCCUAAACUAUCUUUCCCCUGCUCACCACUCUUCUCCUUUUCCUUCGCUUCGAUUCGAUUCUCCCCCCAUUUGUUUUUCUUACUGCUUUCUGCGGCCGCUCUUAUAGCAGACAUGGCCAGUGCUACUCCCUCCGCAGUCGUUCCAGAGAAUAACAAGAAGGAGCGAGAGGACGAAGAAGAGAAUUCGCCGGCGGCUGAUGAUGAGGACACCGGAGCUCAGGUCGCUCCCAUCGUGAAGCUCGAAGAGGUGGCCGUGACCACCGGCGAGGAGGAUGAGGAUCCUAUCAUCGAUCUGAAAUCGAAACUUUAUCGCUUCGACAAGGAAAGCAACCAGUGGAAAGAGAGAGGAACUGGAACGGUGAAGCUGUUGAAGCAUAAGGACACUGGCAAAGUCCGCCUCGUCUUUCGCCAAUCCAGGACACUCAAGAUCUGUGCUAACCAUUUAGUUAUUGCGGGAACGAAAGUUCAAGAGCAUCCGGGCAAUGAUAAAUCAUGCAUAUGGCAUGCUACUGAUUUCGCUGAUGAGGAGUUGAAGGAUGAGCUCUUCUGCAUCAGAUUUGCCUCUGUUGAGAACUGCAAAACUUUCAUGGAGAAUGUUCAGGAGGUGGCUGAAAGUCAGAGCAAGGAAGAAAGUGGAGAUGCUUCAGAGACUGCCAAGCUUCUUGACAAGCUGAGUGUCGAGGAAGGUAAGACCGAGGGCAGUACAAAGGGAACCAGCGGUGAUGCAACUGCUGAUGACAAGAAGGAUCCGGCGGAGACAGAAAAGAAGAAUGCUGAACCAGCUUCAUCAGCUUGAAACCAACAGGAGGAAGCAAAACCUUUGGGGUAUGUUUGUGGUUUGUGGAAGUCAUUUGACCAGCUGCAGUCAGUAAUAUGCGUGGGCACGAAGCAAGAACGAAGAACCUGUGGUGUGUGUGAGAUUGAUGGUGUGGUUGGUCAUAGGUUUUGCGAUCGCAAUAUAAUACGGUUAAGUUAGGGCGAUUUAAACUGGUUUGUUUUGACUUUUGAGUCUGUCUUUGGUAAAAAGUCGAGGUCUCGAAUGGUGGUUGUUGGGUACAGUGUGUUUCCAGUGGUCUUGUCUGGUCUGGUUCGGUUUGCCUCGGCAACCUUAGUCAUCGAUAGUCAGCUUCGUGUCUGCAGUUCUAUUGAACAAGAAGAGUUGGUCGUUGGUCUUGUGCUGGUGUCGGGUUGAUGAACAUACCACAUUAUUCUGUCUGUGGAAUCAUCUGUUUGGAAUGGGCGGUCUUUGAAGAAUGCGAUAUUUAUGCUUUCUUUUGUGGAGUCUUAUUAGGGCUAUGUUAAGCAGCUACCAGUUUGCAGUUUUACCCCUACCCUCAUUGCUAACCUACAUUUAACGAUUAAAUCAUUAAUCCAUAAG
This is a messenger RNA of Linum tenue, 1403 nucleotides long. NCBI's taxonomy places the organism in Eukaryota, Viridiplantae, Streptophyta, Magnoliopsida, Malpighiales, Linaceae. The record is from the annotation of a GenBank genome assembly.